Molecule: messenger RNA, 1371 nt
Organism: Leptinotarsa decemlineata (Colorado potato beetle)
Lineage: Eukaryota; Metazoa; Arthropoda; Insecta; Coleoptera; Chrysomelidae
Gene: dally
Product: division abnormally delayed protein
Biological process (GO): cell migration; positive regulation of canonical Wnt signaling pathway; regulation of protein localization to membrane
Cellular component (GO): cell surface; extracellular region; plasma membrane
Source: RefSeq, a predicted model, not a curated record
GUGAAAAAAACAUGCGGCGCGGCAGAAUUCUCCCAGAAAGAAGACCCUCUGAUAGCAGAAACCAGCACUCCAACGCUUAUUUCGUCUAGUGGAAAACCUCGAUCCACAAACCCAAGAAAUUUCUCUCCGCUACCCGAAAAUGAACUUUCUCAUUUUCUUUCCGCAAUCGGUAAAACAAAAGGAUUCUACGCCAAUCUCGCGAACACACUGUGUCAGGACGAAUCCUUUGCCGAGCGCAAAGACAAGCAGUGUUGGAAUGGAGAACGAAUCGCAGAAUAUACGAAAACCGUAGUGGACGUAGGACUGGAUAUGCAGAAGUACAAUCCUGAAGUGAAACCGAACACAAACAUACAAAGCGUCGAUCCAAAGGUGGCUAACUUGGUCGAUAAAUUGCAACGGGUGCAUCACAUGGCCAUAAGUUCCCUAGGUUCUAAUUAUUCGGAUGCAGAUUAUAUGCAGGGAGAUGGAGCUGAAGGGUCAGGAUCUGGUAGUGGUCCAGAUAUUGAAGAAGACGACCAAGACGAUGAUCAUAUCGGGUCUGGUUCAGGCUCAGGGCCAAGACACGAUGACGAUAUUGGAAAAACAGAUGACAGUUCCCCCAGAGAUUCAUCAGGUGGUACUAAAACAACAAAUGUCCAAACACCGACUGUUACAAUAGUGGGAAGUGGUUGUUGCAGUCCAGUUACUCAUUAUACAAUGAUACCAAUGUUAUUAGUCUGCAUGGUUUUUCACUGGAGGAUUUACUAACUGAAAGUAUUUUUGUACAAAGAAAGAUUUUGUAGACUUGAGUGAUAGAGAUAUUCGUGUUCUCAGAUUGAUAAGAAAGAUAAAGUAAGUUUUCUAUUUGCUGUUAAAGUUAUAAUAAGAUAUUUAUAUGGAUAGGCUUCAUCAGGAGAGGUGCCAUUGUUUAAUAUGAGAGAAUCGUUUUAUGUAAAAGAAAUUGUUGAUAGUAGACAUAGAGAUGAUCUUGAAAACUUUCUAUUGUUUUUUGAGAACAUAAAUGUUGCACAAAAUUGGAUAGAACAUUUGAAAUGACUACAAGAAAAUCUAAAAACAGAGAGGUUAUCUAAAAUUAUAAAUUCAUUUCAGAAAUUAUAUUCAGAUGUUUUUCUCAUCGACCAUAUUUGGGUAUAAUUGAAAGGAGAUGCAGAUAAUUAAAAAGUCGGAGAAACUAUAUAUGCUUAUGUAAUUCAUGAAGUUGAAGUAGUAAAAUGUGAUAUUGUAAAGUUGCAAACAGUUUGGAACUGCAUAUUGGGAAUAAAGUUUUUCUGGUUUUUUGUAAUGAAUAUUGUCAUAGGAAACUUGUCAGACUGUAUGUAUUAUAUUCAAAGGAGUCCUCAUGAGACUGUUUGUAGAAUGUUAGUAACUCAU